Messenger RNA from Hevea brasiliensis (rubber tree), 1127 nucleotides. Its product is annotated as xyloglucan endotransglucosylase/hydrolase protein 24. Lineage: Eukaryota; Viridiplantae; Streptophyta; Magnoliopsida; Malpighiales; Euphorbiaceae. The coding region runs from base 205 to 1053 and encodes 282 amino acids. Gene Ontology annotation, molecular function: xyloglucan:xyloglucosyl transferase activity; hydrolase activity, hydrolyzing O-glycosyl compounds. Gene Ontology annotation, cellular component: cell wall; apoplast. Gene Ontology annotation, biological process: xyloglucan metabolic process; cell wall biogenesis. The transcript has 3 exons. The record is from RefSeq and is a predicted model, not a curated record.
UCAACCAGAUCACCAUACUUUUACCAGUUUCAUAAAUUUUAGAUUUUUAUAAGUAAUUCGGACAAGUUCGAUUUUUGAAUUUCUCAGUUAAACCGACUAAGCCGGUCCGAAUUUGAAAACAAUGUAUUUAAGCCACUACAGUGCUCGAAUUUCUCCAACAACCAAACAUCACCUUGUACACUUAAAGAACACUGGAAAACAUCAAUGGCUUCCUGUUCUUAUAGAUCAAGUAGUUUUACACUUGCGGUAGUCUUCAUUUGCUCUUUACUUGUUGCUUCAUGUGCUAACUUCGACCAAGAAUUCGAUGUCACCUGGGGAAAUGGUCGAGGAACGAUACUCAACAAUGGUCAGCUUCUCAGUCUCUCUCUUGACAAAGCUUCAGGCUCAGGAUUUGAGUCAAAGAAAGAAUACAUGUUUGGCAAGGUCGAUAUGCAGCUGAAGCUUGUCCCUGGAAACUCUGCUGGCAUCGUCACAGCAUACUAUAUGAAAUCACCAGGGUCUAAUUGGGAUGAGAUCGACUUUGAAUUCUUGGGAAACUUGAGCGGAGAUCCCUACACUGUUCAUACUAAUGUGUUUAGCCAAGGCAAAGGUGAUAGAGAGCAACAAUUCCACUUAUGGUUUGAUCCCACUGCAGAUUUUCACACUUACUCUAUUCUUUGGAAUAACCAACGCAUCAUUUUCUCAGUUGAUGGUACGCCCAUAAGAGAAUUCAAGAACUUGGAAUCAAUUGGUGUUCCAUUCCCAAAGCAGCAGCCAAUGAGGAUAUAUUCAAGCAUCUGGAACGCGGACGACUGGGCAACGAGAGGUGGCCUUGUGAAGACUGAUUGGAGUGGAGCUCCUUUCACUGCUUCCUACAGGAACUUCAAGGCUGAAGCUUGCACGGUGUCUGCUGGGAAACCUUCUUGCACUUCAAAUAAUUCUUGGCAAAGACAGCAAUUGGGUGCAACAAGCCAACAAAGGCUCUUGUGGGUUCAGAAGAACCAUAUGAUUUACAAUUAUUGCACAGACACUAAGCGAUUCCCUCAAGGCUUCCCUCCCGAAUGUUCUCACUAAUAAUAAUAAUACUUCACUUGUGUACAAGAAAACUAGCUGGCCUUCAAUUUAAUCAACUUAAGCCGUUCAUAACA